This is a messenger RNA of Ochotona curzoniae (black-lipped pika), 2839 nucleotides long. It is a transcript of the gene FBXL5, whose product is annotated as F-box and leucine rich repeat protein 5. Gene Ontology annotation, biological process: intracellular iron ion homeostasis; SCF-dependent proteasomal ubiquitin-dependent protein catabolic process. Gene Ontology annotation, cellular component: SCF ubiquitin ligase complex. The coding region runs from base 73 to 2148 and encodes 691 amino acids. The record is from RefSeq and is a predicted model, not a curated record. Lineage: Eukaryota; Metazoa; Chordata; Mammalia; Lagomorpha; Ochotonidae. The transcript is spliced from 11 exons. Gene Ontology annotation, molecular function: protein binding.
GGCGCGCCGCCUCUGCCCCGCGGCGAGGGUGUCUAUGGAGAGGCGGCGGCCGCGGCUGCUGAGGCAGUGGCGAUGGCGCCGUUCCCUGAGGAAGUGGACGUCUUUACCGCCCCGCACUGGCGGAUGAAGCAGCUCGUGGGGCUCUACUGCGACAAGCUUUCUAAAACCAACUUUUCCAACAACAAUGAUUUCCGUGCUCUCCUGCGGUCUCUGUAUGCUACGUUCAAGGAGUUCAAAAUGCAUGAGCAGAUUGAAAACGAAUACAUCAUCGGCUUGCUUCAGCAGCGCAGUCAGACCGUCUAUAACGUACAUUCUGACAAUAAACUCUCAGAGAUGCUUAGUCUCUUUGAAAAGGGACUGAAGAAUGUGAAGAAUGAAUAUGAGCAGUUAAAUUAUGCAAAACAGCUGAAAGAGAGAUUGGAGGCUUUUACAAGAGAUUUCCUUCCUCACAUGAAAGAGGAAGAAGAGGUUUUUCAGCCCAUGUUGAUGGAAUAUUUUACCUAUGAAGAGCUCAAGGAUAUUAAAAAGAAAGUGAUUGCACAGCACUGCUCUCAGAAGGAUGCUGCGGAGCUCCUGAGAGGACUCAGUCUGUGGAAUCAAGCUGAGGAACGACAGAAGUUUUUUAAGUAUUCUGUGGAUGAGAAGUCAGAUAAAGAAGCAGAAGUAUCAGAACACUCCACUGGUAUAACCCACCUUCCUCCUGAGGUAAUGCUCUCAAUCUUCAGUUACCUUAAUCCUCAAGAACUGUGUCGAUGUAGUCAAGUCAACACUAAAUGGUCUCAGCUGGCAAAAACCGGAUCACUUUGGAAACAUCUGUACCCUGUUCAUUGGGCCAGAGGUGAUUGGUAUAGUGGUCCUGCAACAGAGCUUGAUACUGAACCUGAUGAAGAAUGGGUGAAAAACAGGAAAGAUGAAAGUCGUGCUUUUCAGGAGUGGGAUGAGGAUGCUGACAUUGAUGAAACUGAAGAGGUUGCAGAGGAAUCGGCUGCUAUCAGCAUUGCACAAAUGGAAAAACGUUUACUCCAUGGCUUAAUCCAUAAUGUGCUACCAUAUGUUGGUACUUCUGUAAAAACUUUAGUAUUAGCAUACAGCUCUGCAGUUUCCAGCAAAAUGGUUAGGCAGAUUUUAGAGCUUUGUCCUAACCUGGAACAUCUGGAUCUUACACAGACUGACAUUUCAGAUUCUGCUUUUGACAGUUGGUCCUGGCUUGGUUGCUGUCAGAGUCUCCGGCAUCUUGAUUUGUCUGGAUGUGAAAAAAUCACAGAUGUAGCUCUGGAGAAGGUUUCUAGGGCUCUUGGAGUUCUGACACCUCAUCAGGGUGGCUCUUUGAAGGCUUCCACAAGGAAAAUUACUUCGACUACAUGGAAAAAUAAAGACAUUACCAUGCAGUCUACCGACCAGUAUGCGUGUUUGCAUACGUUAACUAAUGAAAGCAUUGAAGAAGAAAUAAAUAACGAACACACCUGGCCAAAGUCUGUUUCUCCUGAAAAUUUUGCUUCUCCGUAUGUGUGGAUGUUAGAUGCUGAAGAUCUGGCUGACAUUGAAGAUGCUGUAGAGUGGAGACGCAGAAAUGUUGAGAAUCUUUGUGUAAUGGAAACAGCACCCAACUUGAGUUGUUCCACCUCUGGUUGUUACAAUAAGGAUAUUGUUGGACUAAGGACUAGUGUCUGCUGGCAGCAGCAUUGUGCUUCACCGGCCUUUGUGUAUUGUGGUCAUUCGUUUUGUUGCACAGGAGCAGCUGUGAGAACUAUGUCAGCUCUCCCAGGCUCUUCUACAGUGUGUAGAAGAGCAUCAAGGACUACAGUUCCUGAGGGAAAAGACUUAGUUUACUUUGGUAGUGAAAAAUCUGAUCAAGAGACUGGACGUGUACUUUUGUUUCUCAGUCUGUCUGGAUGUUAUCAGAUCACAGACCAUGGUCUCAGGGUUUUGACUCUGGGAGGAGGGCUGCCUUACCUGGAGCACCUUAAUCUCUCUGGCUGUCUUACUGUGACUGGUGCAGGCCUGCAGGAUUUGGUUUCAGCAUGCCCUUCUCUAAAUGAUGAAUAUUUUUACUACUGUGACAACAUUAACGGUCCUCACGCGGAAACCGCCAGUGGAUGCCAGAAUUUGCAGUGUGGUUUCCGAGCCUGCUGCCGCUCUGGCGAAUGACCCUUGACCCCUGACCUUUGUCUACUUCAUUUAGCUGAGCAGGCUUCUUUUCAUGCACUUUACUUAAAGCACAUUUCCUGUGUUAACUCUCCCAUGUUGAGUGUGACUUGUUUUGGCCCUGUCCUUACAAUCUCAGAAAUACUAACUACCAGUCAAUUGUACAGUGUUGUUUCUCUUACCAAUGAUGUCCUUUCUCAAGAAGGAUUAGGUCUUUUCCUAAGGAUGAGAACAGUUAAUAUCAACUUUCCUUUAAAAGAAAUACUUUCAAAAAAAGUUAGCUAAUGCUGUGCCAGCUAAUGUAUUUUUAAGGUUAUUUUACAUUUUAAAGUUAUUGAUUCUCUUUAUAUAUAAUCACUGUACAGCUUUGCAGAUCUUUUCAGACUUAAAUUUUGGAAAUUUUAUUUUCAAAGAUUCUGCAUUUUGGAGACUAAUCUUUCCCGUAACAUUUUCUUUAUUUGGACAACUUUCAGAGGGCCAAUUCAGACAUUAGAGGUUGUGUUUAGGUGAUAGAAUAAAUUGGAUUCUUGGUGUUAGCUCAGUGAGCUAGCAGAGCACCAGUCUCUCUGUAUGCUUUCUUCAAAGACUCCCGGUUCCCAUCGUUGUUCCAAAACUGUCAGAUUUGAGAAGGAUUUAAAAAAAAGUCCAUAAUUGUUUGAAGAAAUGUAUAAAUAAAACCUACUUGAGGACUUUA